Periophthalmus magnuspinnatus is the source of this 3509-nucleotide messenger RNA. RefSeq names its product kinesin family member 11 (gene kif11). Gene Ontology annotation, biological process: mitotic spindle assembly; microtubule-based movement. The transcript is spliced from 27 exons. NCBI's taxonomy places the organism in Eukaryota, Metazoa, Chordata, Actinopteri, Gobiiformes, Gobiidae. Gene Ontology annotation, molecular function: ATP binding; plus-end-directed microtubule motor activity; microtubule binding. The record is from RefSeq and is a predicted model, not a curated record. The coding region runs from base 181 to 3369 and encodes 1062 amino acids. Gene Ontology annotation, cellular component: nucleus; spindle microtubule.
GAAUAUUUGGACAUUUUUACUCAGCGAGGUUAGUGCGCCACGGGGUUUGGCUGAGAUCGGAUACUUUUUGCUUACGGAAGACACCCAUCGGAAUUACUGGGAUUUAUUUUACUUCUAAUAAAACAACGGGAGAUUACAUUAUCUGGAUCUUUUUGCAGAGAUAAACCUGUCUCUGCAGCGAUGGCUUCAAACAACGGGACCGGGGUGAAACGAGAUGAAAAAGGCAGGAAUAUUCAAGUGGUGGUCAGAUGCAGGCCAUUUAACACAGUGGAGCGCAAGUGCUCGCACAGUGUGAUUGACUGUGACCAGAGCAGACGGGAGGUGGUGGUGAGGACAGGAGGCCCCAAUGACAAGGCGUCCAGGAAGACCUACACCUUUGACAUGGUGUUCCCCCCAGCCGCCAAGCAGAUCGACGUUUACCGCAGUGUGGUCUGUCCCAUCCUGGACGAGGUUAUUAUGGGAUAUAACUGCACUGUGUUUGCAUAUGGUCAGACUGGUACAGGGAAGACUUUUACUAUGGAGGGAGAACGGAGCCCUGAUGGACAGUUUACCUGGGAAGAGGACCCUCUGGCCGGUAUCAUCCCCAGAACGCUGCACCAGAUCUUUGAGAAGCUGUCGGAGAACGGCACAGAGUUUUCAGUCAAAGUUUCUCUGCUGGAGAUCUACAACGAAGAGCUGUUUGAUCUGCUCAGCCCCGGGGACGACGUCAACGAGAGGCUGCAGCUGUUUGAUGACCCACGCAACAAGCGCGGUGUGGUGGUCAAGGGCCUGGAGGAGAUCACAGUGCACAAUAAAGACGAGGUUUAUCAGAUUCUGGAGAGAGGAGCAGCCAAGAGGAAGACUGCCUCCACACUCAUGAACGCAUACUCCAGUCGUUCCCAUUCAGUGUUUUCCGUCACCAUCCACAUGAAGGAGAUCACACUGGAUGGAGAGGAAUUGGUGAAGAUCGGCAAGCUCAAUCUGGUGGAUCUUGCAGGCAGUGAGAACAUCGGGCGUUCUGGAGCGGUAGACAAACGCGCUCGUGAGGCGGGGAACAUAAACCAGUCUCUGCUCACUCUGGGCAGGGUCAUCACUGCUCUGGUGGAGAAGAGGCCACACAUCCCAUACAGAGAGUCGAAGCUGACCAGGAUACUGCAAGAUUCUCUGGGAGGACGAACAAAGACUUCCAUCAUAGCCACUGUCUCUCCCUCCUCAAGCAACAUGGAGGAAACUCUGAGCACACUGGAGUACGCCAGCAGAGCCAAGAACAUCAUGAACAAACCUGAGGUCAACCAGAAACUCACCAAGAGAACUCUCAUCAAGGAGUACACAGAGGAGAUUGAGAGGCUGAAGAGAGACCUGGCAGCCACUCGGGACAAGAACGGAGUUUACCUGUCUGCCGAGAACUACGAGAGCAUGGUGGGCCAGAUCAACUCUCAUGAGGAGCAGAUCACAGAGUACACGGACAAGAUCGCUGCCAUGGAGGACGAGAUCAAGAAGAUCACCGAGCUGUUUGUGGACAGUAAGAGCAGACUGGAGCAGUGCACUGUAGACUUGGAAGAGAAGCAACAGAGACUGAAGGAGACGAGCAGAGACCUGGAGCAGACCAAAGAGAAGCUGUCCCAGGAGGAGUUUGUGUGUUCGGAGCUCACUGUGGCACAUGAGUCCCUCUACAAUACCGCCGGAGAGUUGCUGAACACUGUUGACGUCAGCACCAGUGAUGUGUCGGGACUCCAUGACAAGCUGGACAGGAAGAAGAAGGUGGAGCAGCACAACCAGCAGAUCCAGCAGAGCUUUGCCCAGAGGAUGGAGGGUGCCUUUAGCCAGAUCCAGCAGAGUAUACAGCUGCAGGGCUCCAAGCACCAAGACAUGCUCAGCAGUUACUCCCAGACCAUCGAUGGUGUGGUGCAGAUGAACGAGGCAGCUCUCCACAGCUCUCUGUCCACAGUGGAGAAGUUUGUGAGUGGAGUGAGUUCUGUGGUGUCUGAGGGAGUGAGCCGCUGCAGAGACAGAGUGAAGGAGAACCAGAGUCUGAGCACACGCGACAGGGACGGCCUCCUACAGCUGCUGGAGGAGCAUCAGCAGGACAUGGAGGAGGCCCUGGUGACCCGCACUCUGUUGAGUCUGUGUGCUGUGAAAGAGCUGGGAGGCGCCCUGAGGAGCACUGUGGAGGCGCAAAGGGAACUGGCUGACAAGGUAGAAGCCAUGAAGGAGAUGGGUGUGUUCUUCAGCGCUCUGGUUGGGGACCUGUCAAAGCUGAGGGAAAGCACGAUUCAGGGUCUGAGCAGUCUGCAGGCAGACCACCAUAAACUGGAGCAGCAGAUCACACAAGCUCAGGCGAGGCACCAGACGAGUAUGAGGCAGACCAUCCAGUGCCUGCAAGACCAGCUGAACCUGCUGAGCCUCGAGACUGAGCAGGACCUGAGCCAGCUGUGCUCUGCCUCCAGAGAUCUGCACAGACCUCUGCAGAGCCUACAGGACAACAUCAGCAGUGGUUGCCAGUCAGCAGAGCAGCAGGUAAACUCGCAGGCGGAGCUCCUCUCCUCCACCUCUUCCUCUUUGGCCUCCUCGCUCCGAAACAACGCAGACGAGAAGCACCACACGCUGGAGGAGAUGAUGGCCAGCUGUGCCCACGUUCACACCUCCGUCUCUGGUCUGGUGGAGAGAGACCUCCAGUGGACCUUCAAAACAAAGGAACAUGCUGAGACUAAAGCCCAGGAACGACUCACUCUUCUGGGCAGUGUUUCCACAGAGGUCCUUGGUCUACAGCAGAGUCUGGAGGCCUUGUGCUCAGACCUGCAUGGCACCUCAGCGGAGCAGCUCUCGGCUCACACACAGCAGGUGAACAGCUCCCUCCAGGCCCUCCAGAGGCAGACGUCCCAGGACUGUGAGGCCGUGGGGCUGCAGCAGGCUGAACUUCACAAGCAUGCGGAGAGCAGUGAGCAGCUGGUCAGGGCCUUCCUACAGGAAGAGCUGCAGCAGGAUGUCCCCACUGGUGCCACCCCUCAACGGCGGGAUUUUGUGUACCCUCGACACCUGGUAAAGGGCCGGAGCCGCUCUGAGUUGCUGGAGAGCCUCAGGAAGGAGCAGGAGUCACUUAAGACUGCUCUGGAGGAGGAAGAGGAGGAAGAAGAUGAGGAAGAUGCUCAGAGCCAGGUUGACCAGGACUCUCUGGAGGAUGAGCCCAGUACGUGUAAUGAAAGCCUGGCCACUGAGCCGUCCUUCAUCGAUGAGAACCUUGUCUUCAAUGAGAGCAAACGGGUUCCCUUCUUUAAGAAAAAGAAAGGCAGUCGAAAAGAGUCCAAGGUCCCAGCCCGGCCCAAAGGAGCAGAGAGCGUGUCUUCUAUCACACCACAAAAGUCCAGACUACCACUGCGCUGUCAGAACUAAUGCUUAUGUGUGUUUUUUUUUUUUUGUUUAGUUUUGUGUCUUUUAAAUAUUUGUAUAAAUGUUGAAAUGCCGACAAGCUGGCAUCUAUUUUAAAACUGUAACUGUUUGUCACACACAAAUUAAAAGUUUUGUACUUUAAA